AUUGGAUGCAGGAUGAAAAUCGCACUUUAUUCUAUUUUAAAAGCGCAGUUUACAAAGAUUAUUUAAUUCAGUAUACGAAUACUCGAAUGAAUGGUGUAGCUUAAUGAUAAUAAACCUUCACGCGAAAGUCUAACAGAAACACUUGAACAAUACAUUUUUGGAAACCAACCAUACCAGUGAACGUAUACCUUGCAACUGAAAGCUUCGAAUAUAAUCAGGUGAAUAGUAGACUUUAUUCCUGGGGAAACAUUCAUGACUUUGACACGACGAUUGUUUAUUUACAUUUGGUUGCCACAGAAACCGACGCGUAAACAAACCAAGUCAAAAAUUAUAUAAUAAGCAGUUUCUCUACGGUCUCAAACUUAGCGACUAUAAAAAGACUGUUAUUCUGUGUGCGUGUGUUAGAAAAUAAUUUAAGCUUUGGAUCCCCAAUUACAUUUACCACGCGUAUAGGAUCUUUUGUUUACUUCCAUUCCUAAAGUUUGAAUGGACAAAGGUCAUUCAUAGCACAGAACUUUUUGUAUCUUAUUUUAUAUAUUAUUUUUUGGCCAGUUAAUUUUUUUUUUUGUUCGCGUUUAUUCAAACCCUUUUUGGUUGUUGCAAUUAUAAUUUUCUAAUGCAAUCUGUAUACUCUUUGCUCCUACUGGCCAUUAUAAGCCAAGUCACUUGGGCGUUGAAUUUCAGUAACCAUUCUACUGUCGUUGGUUACUGGGGCUCGAACUUGUCUGGUGAACUGGGCUACCGUGACCAAAAGCCACUUGCAGACUACUGCAAGUCCUCGAACUAUGAUGUUGUAAUUUUAUCCUCCGUUAUUGACUUUAGUGUUAACGGCUGGCCCGUCUAUGAUUUUUCGAACUUAUGCAGUGACAGUGACAAAUUUAGAGGUACUGAACUGAAACAGUGCCCACAAAUUGAAAGGGACAUUCAAGUUUGCCAACAGGAAGGCGUUAAAGUGUUGCUUUCCAUCGGCGGUUAUAACGGAGAUUUUACUAUUGACGAUGAAGAUGACGGACAGAAAUUCGCUUUCCAAAUGUGGAAUGUCUUUGGCGGUGGUCAAGAGUUAUAUCGCCCUUUCGGUAAAGCCGUUGUUGAUGGUUUUAAUUUAGAGGUUAACAAGGGUACCAACACUGCUUAUUCUGCGUUUGCAAAGCGGUUGCUCGAGAUCUAUACUUCGGAUCCCGAUCGAAAAUACUAUUUAUCAGCAGCCCCUACUUGCAUGGUUCCUGACAAAACGCUAACGAAUGCCGUUGCUCAUAACUCCUUUGACUUUCUUUCUAUCCACACAUUCAAUGCUUCUACUGGUGUUGGUUGUAACGGAAGCCGCAAUAGUACUUUUGCUGCUUGGGUCGAAUAUGCUGAGGACAGUGCCUAUGACACUGAAACUGCACUUCUAUAUGGCAUCAUUGCCCAACCAAAUGCUGCGGUUGAUGGCUACAUGAAUUCUUCCAACUUGAUCUCGACUUUGCAAGCGUACAAAAGUAACAGCUCUCUUUUUGGUGGUGUAGCCGUCUGGGAUACUAGCUUAGCUGAAAUGUCUUACAACACAUCUACUUCUUAUAUCGAUAUUGUGCGAAAUGUUCUAAAGGGUGGCUCUGUUGCAAAUUCCUCAAGAUUGUCAGAAUUCGCCCGCAUUUCUCCUGCUUCUUCCUCUUCAAGCUCUACAGCCAAGCCUUCCACGUCGGUUUCCGUUAGCUAUGACAAAGUACCUGAAAUUUCUACAACAACCGAUUAUGAGACGUUUUAUACGACCACAACGAUUCUUUCUACCAUUGGUGAUAGCAGCUUUAUUACAAACACUGCCGUAUCAACAAUGACAAAGCCCGCUUCUACCAGCAAGGAUAAGUCAACGACCAUUUCCAGUUCUACCAGUAUCCCCUCCAGUACUUCUUCAACUAGCGGUCCCUUGUCUUCUAAAAGCAGCCCUACAUAUAUGAACCCCACUGGUUCUGUUUCCUCAGAUAACUCAAGUACCUCGGUUGCAAAAACUAGCAACACAUCGCUCUCUUCUUCAGACUCUAUUUCAAAGAGUAACCAAUCGUCGACGAGCAUAGUUAGUACAAGCUCAACCUCGACAUCCUCUUCAAGUAUUAAUUCUUCGUCACCACCCAUGCGUAACUCUACCUCCCAAGGAGUUACUUCAGCAUCAUAUCAAAGUGCCCCUGGCAGUCCACUGGUCAAUUCUACUUCUGCAACCCAGUCGACUUCAGUUUCUGCUACCAAUCACUCUAUCACUUCUAUGAUGGCUACAAAUAGCUCAGUUUUGGCUCCUACGACAACAUCUACGUCUUCUUCACUAAAUGCGACCGUGCCAUCUUUAAGUUCGUUCGCACAUUCUGAAGCUCAUAAGGGCGUUGUAACAGAAUCUUUCGAUGCCUAUAAUACCUUUACAAACAAGGUACCUUCACCAUCAUCGUCUUCCUACACUUACUUAAGCACCUUUGCUUCAGACAGCGAUGCUGCUUUUACUUCUCAGUAUACCAUGAGUACAUACAAUACUGAUCCAAAAAUUCCAUUGGAUAGUCCCAGCUCUUCAACAUCUAUUCCCUUAGAACUCGCUUCUUCUGAUAUGUCUUCGAGCUCAAUUACUCCUACUAGCACAAUGCCGUCUUCAACUUGGGGAGCUACGCCUUUAUCAUCCAAUCUCAACCAAGUUCCAUCCAGUGUUUUUUCUGAAAGUACUACUACUCCUAUUACUGAUAGCACCUUUACAUACGGCUCAUCUGAUACUGCGGGCACCCCGCCUUCGACUUCAUUCUCUAGUACUUGGUCUUCAGAAACUCCCGUUUCUAGUUCAUACAACCCAUCCACUAAUAGCUGGCCUACAGUGACUUCUUCCUCGAAUUCCUAUUUUCCAUCAUCUAGUACUUGGUCUUCAGAAACUCCCGUUUCUAGUUCAUACAACCCAUCCACCAGUAGCUGGCCUACAGUGACUUCUUCCUCGAAUUCCUAUAUUCCAUCAUCUAGUACUUGUUCAUAUAACCCAUCCACCAGUAGCUGGCCUACGGUGACUUCUUCUUCGAAUUCCUAUAUUCCAUCCUCUAGUACUUGGUCUUCAGAAACUCCUGUUCCUAGUUCAUAUACUCCAUCAUUCACUUCGUCAUCUUGGGAACAAGCAAGUAGCUCAUUUACUGAUGCUUCGUCGGCUGAAUCUGUAUCCACUAGCAGCUUUUCUUCAGAAGCAUCUACAACAGCAUCUAGUUCGAUGUCCAUUGUUACUAGCAACAGCGUAGACCCGAAUGUGAAUACGGCUGACAAGUGGUAUUUGACCGCUUUAUCUACUUUCAGCGUACCUGAUGGGUUUGCUUGGUCGAAUAUCAAUGGAUUUUCAGUUUUGAUGCCAUCUGGAAAUGCCUAUAAAAAACGCAAUAUGGAUAUCAAAGCUACUUCCAGUCCGCUGCCGUCCGACACAUGGAACACCUUUGUCACUAAAACAUCCGUCACAAUUUAA
Molecule: messenger RNA, 3448 nt
Organism: Schizosaccharomyces cryophilus OY26
Lineage: Eukaryota; Fungi; Ascomycota; Schizosaccharomycetes; Schizosaccharomycetales; Schizosaccharomycetaceae
Product: chitinase
Exons: 2
Coding region: 617-3448 (943 amino acids)
Biological process (GO): carbohydrate metabolic process
Cellular component (GO): extracellular region
Molecular function (GO): chitinase activity
Source: RefSeq, a predicted model, not a curated record